AUGGCCACCGAAAUCGAGCCCUUCAAGAUUCAAGUCUCAGACUCAGCUCUUGAAUCUCUCAAAGAUAAACUACAGAACGCAACCUUUGCCAAAGAGUCUGAAUUUUCUGAUGACUGGGAGUCCGGUUCCCCUCUGAGUGAGGUGAAGCGACUUGCUGCCUACUGGAGAGAUGGAUUCAACUGGCGCGCUCAGGAAGCCCAGCUGAAUGAGUUGCCUCACUUCACUUCCAAAAUCUCAGUGGACGGCUUCGACGACCUACAGAUCCAUUUCUUGCAUCAGAAAGGGAACAGACCGAAUAGCAUCCCACUUCUGUUUUGCCACGGCUGGCCUGGGAGCUUCCUCGAAGUGGUCAAGCUUCUUCCCCUACUCACAGACCCUGAAGAUGGGCCUUCAUUCCAUGUCGUUGCACCAUCCUUGCCCAACUUUGGCUUUUCAGACGGGGUAUCGAAAAGAGGGUUUGGCAUCCCUCAGUACGCUGAAGCCAUGCACAAGCUUAUGUUGAAUCUGGGUUACGAUAAAUAUGCCACCCAAGGCGGAGAUUGGGGAUACGCCGUCACUCGCUUGAUCGGCGUCCAAUACCCAGAAAGCUGUGUGGCCUCUCACGUCAACUUUGUUCGCGCCUUCGGACCGCCCACUUUCUUCACGGCACCCUGGCAAUUCAUAAAACACGCCCUCCUCCCCUACGCGGAUCAUGAAAAGGCAGGACGCGCUCGAACACAGUGGUUCUUCGAAGAAGGUUUCGGAUACAACCUGGAACAAAGAACGAAACCAUCCACAAUCGGUUUUGCUCUGGCAGACUCACCCGUCGCUCUUUUGGCAUGGAUCUACGAGAAGCUCCAUGACUGGACAGAUAGCUACCCUUGGACCGAUGAUGAAAUCUUGACUUGGGUUUCUGUGUACCAAUUCUCCACGGCAGGACCAGCGGCGAGUGCUCGGAUUUACUAUGAAAGCAAGCACUCGAGCCCUGAGCAGACGGCAAAGGCAGACGCGUAUGUGCCAAACGUCCCUCUUGGACUCUCUUACUUUCCCAAGGAUAUCCUUGUGCCCCCUCAGACAUGGGGACGGACUCUUGGGCCGAUUGUGUAUGAAAAGAUUCACUCAGACGGAGGCCACUUCGCGGCGCACGAAAGGCCACAGGAACUCGCCGAGGAUCUGAGAGAGAUGUUUGGAAAGGGCGGGGGUGCUUUCCACGUGGUGAAGCAGUUCCAGUCAAAACUGUGA
Fusarium keratoplasticum is the source of this 1221-nucleotide messenger RNA. RefSeq names its product EHN domain-containing protein. Lineage: Eukaryota; Fungi; Ascomycota; Sordariomycetes; Hypocreales; Nectriaceae. The record is from RefSeq and is a predicted model, not a curated record. Gene Ontology annotation, molecular function: epoxide hydrolase activity. Gene Ontology annotation, biological process: epoxide metabolic process. The coding region runs from base 1 to 1221 and encodes 406 amino acids. The transcript is spliced from 3 exons.